AUGUUUUCGUGCAAGAACAAAGACUAUUCCUUGCCUAAUCAGUUUAUAACCAUUUCCGAAGAUUUCGUACUCAGUCACUAUCAAUUUAAUAACGAAGACUGUAACCGGGUUCUUGGUUCCUCCAAUGGAUUGAUAUGCAUGCUCAGUGAAUAUAUAUACCAAUACGGUAAUGUUCAAAACUUUCAUCUCCGUUUUUGGAACCCAGCAACGAGGUCAGUGUCGAAAAUAGUCGGCUGUGUUAGCAAUGCGUUUAUGGACCAGCAUGACUAUUUCAGAUUUUCAUUUGGCUACGAUAAUACAACCGGAAAAUAUAAGGUGGUGGCAUUCAGUUCCGUCGAGGUGAGAGUUUUCACUCUUGGUGAUAAAUUUUGGAGAAUUAUUCAAAGAUUCCCUCUGCUUCCUUUUCGAUGUACUCGUACGAAUACAAAUGAAUGGGAUCGAAAUGGUGGUGUCUAUUUGUGUAAUAGUCUUAAUUGGUUUGCCAUUCGCAGCAAUAACGUUGGUUAUAAUGAAUGGAAGGAUCUUAAUCUUAGUAUUGAGCAAUUUGUGAUUACCUCUCUUGAUUUGGGGACAGACUCGUACACACAGUUGCUGCCUCCUCGGGGAUUCGAUGAAGUACCGCCUGUUAUGCCAAUUGUUUCUGUGUUGAUGGAUUGUCUUUGUUUUUGUCAUUAUUCCAACGGAAAUGAUUUUGUUAUAUGGAAAAUGACAGAAUUUAGAGUUGAAGAGUCUUGGACUAAGUUCCUUAAAUUUAAUUUUGUAGAUCGUCAUUUGAUCCCAUUAUUUGAGAAUGGCUAUACAAUGCUAUUCUUAAGUGAUCAAGGACACGUAGUUCGCUAUAACAGGAAAGAUGAUAAAGUAGAGCGUAGAAAAAUCAGUGAUGACAUUCAAAGGCUUAUUGCAAUGGAUUAUAUCGUAAGUUUGGCUUCAACUUGUAGAAAGUUUACAACCCAGCUUCAAGCACUAGCGUUAUUGAUAAUGAUGGUGCAUGGUGGAAUGAUUGGAAGAAAGGAAGAUUGGGUCACUGGAGCUGCAAUAUCUUUCAAUUAUAGCACAAACAAUUAUGUUCUUCUUGAUGUGUUUCUUUUAGGUUUUUUCUUGUCUUUUUAA
Medicago truncatula (barrel medic) is the source of this 1110-nucleotide messenger RNA. Its product is annotated as F-box/kelch-repeat protein At3g23880. The transcript is spliced from 2 exons. The record is from RefSeq and is a predicted model, not a curated record. Bases 1 to 1110 code for a protein of 369 amino acids. NCBI's taxonomy places the organism in Eukaryota, Viridiplantae, Streptophyta, Magnoliopsida, Fabales, Fabaceae.